Molecule: messenger RNA, 635 nt
Organism: Pecten maximus
Lineage: Eukaryota; Metazoa; Mollusca; Bivalvia; Pectinida; Pectinidae
Exons: 10
Coding region: 78-635 (185 amino acids)
Source: RefSeq, a predicted model, not a curated record
CGCUUAGUUACGAAGUUGGUUCCCGUAACAUGUCUAAGAUGGUGCGAUAAUUGCUCACGAUAUGUGUAGACUGUGAUAUGCUUGAAGCUCCGAGCAUCUUGUCCUUUACGGACGAUCCAGGGAAGGUUACGAGGAGAGAAAAUAAUUAUACCAGGGCAUAUGUCCCUUCUCAAGAAAUCGAAGCAGAUCUGAAAAGGAUUUCAGGAAAACUAAACGAGUGUUUGUAUGAUAGUUACAGAAGAGAUAUUGACACUCUCAAGCCAAAUGUCGACAUUGACAAUGAAAUGGCAUUAUUGAUAGCAGCCGAGGAGGAUGUACAACAGUCCAGGCGAAGCCUCAGAAGAAGAGCACGAAAGAUUUGCCCAUCAAAUGGCCCUACUCAAGAAGAAGAUCAGGAAUUAAAAACAUUGAACAAAAGCUCUGUCAAAGAUUCGCAUUUCGAAAGUCUCCAGAAUCUCCGCAGGGAAAUCUAUGAGGAUUCUGUACUCAGAGUGGCAGGGUACUACAAGAAGGCCACAGAUCAAAAGAACGCUGAUGUAGCAACAGAAGUAGUUAAAUCAUCCCUGACUGCCAAAUCUAAGCGAGCAUCUAAUACUGCUGUGGAAAAGUCCAAUAAUCAACCAAAGAUUACCUAA